CGUAGGUGGCUGGAUCAUUCUGUCAAGGAGUGCGGAUGGAGCGGACUCGACCGCAGAUCUCCUUUGCGAUGAGACAGCAAAUUUAUUUACAGUGCAAAAAAAUAACAACAGUUCAGUGUGUAAUCCUUAGGCAGCAGUCUGUCAAAAUGUAAACAGACACAAAUGAGCAGGUCGCCCGGCCAGGGCUGGUCAGACCAUGGCAAGAGGUGUAUUGAUCAACAGUAUGCCCCCACCUCCAUCUUCCUCAAGAAAGUGAAAACCGCCACUAAGAUCAACAUGCUAGCUACAGAAAGUGUGUCUCUGCUGCUUCUCUCACUUCUGUCUUCUUUGUUCCAUUGUGAACAUUCACUUGCUUUUUCACUAAAAAACUGCACAAUCCUCUAUUCUGAAAAUCCAAACAAUGUGUCAGUUACAUGUGCAGAGCGUCACCUCACUGCUAUUCCAGAUGACAUUCCUGGAAAUGCAGUAUUGCUCAAUCUCAGCUCAAAUCACAUUUUAAAUAUUUCCAGGAUGGAUUUAAGAGGUUUAUCUAAGCUUGAAGCUCUAUAUGUUAAAUAUAAUUGGAUUUUACAAAUUGAUAAUGGAACUUUUGCAGACUUGGUAGAGUUAAAGGUUCUCGACUUGGGUGAAAACUCACUCACAGCACUGACAAAAAACAUGUUUCAGGGUCUUUCCAAAUUAGAGACCCUAUCUCUGAACAGCAACAUUAUCUCAUUUAUCUCCCCUGUGGUCUUUCAGCCCCUGGUCAUGAUACGUUCAGUAGAUUUGAGCCACAAUUUCCUGCAUCAAAUUACAGAUAUUGAUCACAUUAUUAAACUCCCGACUUUACAACGUUUGAUUAUUACUCACAACAACUUUACUUCGUUUCAGUCAGAUGACCUCCAUGUAAAUACCUCAAACCUACUCAUUCUAAGUUUGGAUUCAGUGAAAAAGUUCAGCAUUACAAGAGACAUUUUUCCUCAUCUGCAGUCUCUGGACUUGCGAGGCUGGAAAGGGAACAUCCAGUGGGUAGUAUCAAACAAGACCUUUUUGAGGAGCCUAACGAGACUGCACAUGAGUGAAACGUCUCUUAACUUUGAUGUGUACAAAACGAUUCUGCAGACUACUUACUCUCUUCAAGAAUUUCAGAUGGAUAACAUAAAAAAGUGGAUAGAUGAUGGUUUCAUUGAUGUCGCCUGCCAAAUUCAUUCUCUAAGAACUGUUGAUGUGAGAAAUAGUGAAAUUCACACCAUAAAAGAGAACAUGCUCCAGUCUUGCUCUAAACUUACUGAGCUCAAUUUAUCAUCUAACCAUAUAGAGAGCAUGGCUGAUAAUGCGCUCCAAUCAAUGACACAGCUCAGAAGCCUGAUAUUACAAAAUAAUUAUCUGUCUGAACUGCCAGUGGCCGUCCAAGGACUCACCACACUGGAAGUCUAUGACCUUAGCAUCAAUGACAUCAGUGAACUUUACUGUCCUUACUUCUGGAAUUUAACAAGCCUAACAAUACUCGAUCUGAGCCACAAUUAUAUAUCCUAUAUCUAUGAGUGUGUUUUUGAAAAUUUAAACAAUUUGAAAAUCUUAAAUCUUGAAAACAAUAAGAUUUUGUCAUUUAUAAAGACCUUCAAUGAUAAAUUACAGACAUUGGAGUUUUUGAAUUUGAGAAAUGUUGAUAUCAUGAAUUUCAUUCAAGGAGAUUUUCAUAGUCUGUCUUCCCUUCAAUAUUUGGAUAUUGACUUACACGAGUGUGUCAGUGUUGAUGAAGGAGGGUUCGAAGGACUUGAUAACCUCCAGAUUCUUUAUCUGUUAGGUGAUAAUUAUUUUUAUGACCAUUUCAGUGGACUGUCAAAUUUAAGCACUCUGAUCCUAAAUGUUGUUUCUAGCCAGCCACAUAACAGCUCUGAACAAAGGGAUAAGCCUUUCUCAAAUUUACCCAGAUUGAAGGAACUUGUGAUCAAGGUUCAUAAAGGUUAUUACGAUAUUUCCAAAGAUGUUCUCAGUGGUCUGACUUCUUUAGAGUCCUUAAGGACAGAGGCAUACUUCAUGGGAUCUUUGCACCCAGACACAUUUAAACACACACCACAACUGAAAGGUCUUACGAUAACUUACAGCGAGCUUUCAGUUUUAACAUCUGAUGUCUUCUUGCCAAUUCCAAACCUGAUGAUGCUCGACCUCUCCAACAAUAAACUCAGGUCUUUGGAUUUUCUAGCAGAGGCCAAACUGCUAACACUCAGAUGGCUCGAUGUCAGUAACAAUGAAUUGUUUGUAAUCAGCGAAACAGUCAUCCGAUCCCUUCCAGACUUGACAUAUCUGGAUCUGUCUGCUAACCUUUUAACAUGUGAAUGUUCUAAUUAUGGUCUUAUCCAGUGGAUUCAAAGCAGCAAACAGACACAGGUUGUUAAUGCACAUCAGUACACUUGCGCGUUUCCUGUUAGCCAACGGGGAAACAAAUUCCUUGACUUUGGUUUUGACUCCUGUUGGAUAGAUGCUGCCUUGCUCUGCUUCCUUUUUAGUUCUAGUCUAGUUGUGCUUACUCUCCUUGCAUCCUUCAUCUACCACUUCCUGAGGUCACACCUCACUUAUGCCUACUACCUCUUCCUGGCCUUUCUCUAUGAUAAUAAGAGGAGAAAGAAAGGUAUUCCUCACAGCUACGAUGCCUUUGUCUCCUACAAUGUUCAUGAUGAAGCUUGGGUCUGCGGAGAGUUGCUUCCAGAGCUGGAGGGUCAGCAGGGCUGGAGACUCUGUCUGCACCACAGAGACUUUGAACCAGGUAAGCCCAUCGUAGAAAACAUUACAGAGGCCAUCUAUAGCAGCAGAAAGACUAUCUGUGUGAUCAGCCAGCAUUACCUGCAGAGUGAGUGGUGCUCCAAAGAAAUCCAGAUGGCCAGUUUCCGUCUGUUCGAUGAGCACAAGGAUGUGUUGAUCCUGGUGUUUCUGGAGGACAUACCAGCCAAGCAGCUGUCUCCGUACUACCAAAUUAGGAGUCUGGUGAAGAAAAGCUCUUACCUGAGCUGGCCACAUGCUGGUCAACAUACUGGAAUCUUCUGGCAGAAAAUACGACAAGCUCUCGAGAGAGUUGAAAACCCCACUGACCACACGUGCCUCCUCACUGGAUAGCCCAUAGUCCUCUACUGAAGUUUACCUGAGGUGUAAAAAUCACUGAUUGUUUGUAAAAGACAGAUGUAAUUAUUGCAAAUGAGAAUAAAGCGGGAUAUGCUUUUACAGUGAGACUGACAACUUGCUCUGCUUAUCAUUUAAUAUCCAUGUCAGAUUCAGUCCAUUACGUUUAAAACAACAAAAUGAAGACUGCAAAAAUGCUCAACUAGAGGCUUCAGAAUGGGACUUCUCCAGCUGGUGGAUGAUGCUGUGGUGGCUCCAUCCAUCUUAUAUAUACUGUAAAGGUGGAUAUAUAAAGCUAGCUCAUAUACACGUAAUAUAACGUUUGUGCUUUUUGUUUGGUAACUUCCUGUGUGACCGGAAGUGAAUAUUGUAACAAAAACUAGCUCAAUCAGAAAUGUAUCAUUUGUAUUGUAUACUUUAAGUGAAAACGGUUAGACCAAUGUAAUGAGCUGUUAAAAUGGUGUUACAUGAAUAGCAUGGUAAUUGUUUUGUUUGUGUACCUCUUACGUUGGUUCAUUGUCUGUUACACGGCAAGGAAUAAUAAAAGUCAUUCAACAAUCAUCA
Molecule: messenger RNA, 3660 nt
Organism: Oreochromis aureus
Lineage: Eukaryota; Metazoa; Chordata; Actinopteri; Cichliformes; Cichlidae
Product: toll-like receptor 13
Exons: 4
Coding region: 163-3093 (976 amino acids)
Biological process (GO): toll-like receptor signaling pathway; inflammatory response; immune response
Cellular component (GO): membrane
Molecular function (GO): protein binding; transmembrane signaling receptor activity
Source: RefSeq, a predicted model, not a curated record